Molecule: messenger RNA, 1166 nt
Organism: Trichobilharzia regenti
Lineage: Eukaryota; Metazoa; Platyhelminthes; Trematoda; Strigeidida; Schistosomatidae
Source: the annotation of a GenBank genome assembly
UACGAAUUUAAACAAAUAUAAAACUGUUAUUCUACGAGGAAAGUUAACUAAUUUUUACAGAUAAGCAUCAUGCAAUCAUCUAGUAAUGCUCAGAAUACAGAGUUUUCAUCCGAACCAAUUAUCACGUCAUGCAAAACAGGCGAAGAUGAUCCAUCUUACAAAAUCCUGGAUGAUAAAGCAACGGGCAGUUUAUUACCUGUAUGGUGCGCAUUCUUACCUGGUUCUGGACACUGUUCUUCUUCUUCUUCAGUAAACACUGAGAAUGUUCUAACUUCAAAUUGUCAAAUGACUGUACACAUCCUUCGUUUAGGACCAGGUCAAGAUUUGAAGGAAUGCUUAAUUCAUCAUGUUUUGAAGUAUUAUCUAUCUGGAGCUUUCAUUAUCACAUGUUGUGGAAGUGUUAAAACUGCUCACUUACGCUUAGCCAAUCUUCAAGACAAAUUUUUUAAUGGUCCUUUUGAAAUUACUUCACUUGUGGGUACAUUAACUCAUGAUGGAUAUCCACAUCUUCAUGUUUCACUGGCAGACUCUCAUGGAAAUGUAUUUGGCGGACAUUUACUUGGAAGUAUAAAAGUUCAUACAACAGUAGAACUUGUACUUGGAGUAACUGGUAUUGAAAAAAACUCCUUAUUAUCAUCAUCGUCAUCACAUACUGAAGAGCAAACUAAUUCCUCUUCUUCUACAAAAGUAAGUAAUGAUCAUGAGUCUUCAGGAAUUAGACUGAUAAGAAAGUACAGUGAGGAAACUGGCUUUAAGGAAUUAGCUGCUGAAGAAACUCAACAAUGAUAUGUUAUAUUUUGAAUUAUGUUUCCAUUUUCACUUCAAAUACUACUCAUAUCAUUAUCAGUAGUAGAAUUAGUUCUUAUAAAAGUAACUGAAAUAAAUGAAUGCUGUGAAUGUGUACCGAUGCCAAGGCUAGGCUUCCGUUAAUCACUGUGUGUUUUACUUUCACUGGGGAAAAAUCUAUUCCAUCUUCUAGUCCCAAGUUUAUCAAUGUUUAUUCACUUAAAUGGGAUAAUUUAUAUUGAAGUGAUAACUAAAAAUGCACCUGUUCAAAUCAAAUAUAAUUCGCUUGAACAUUUUUCGCUUUUCACUUAACAAAAUAAUUUUUCAUGUGCUUUUUAUUGGUUUGCCUAUCGUAUGUGUUAAUGAUUGUGUUACCGGUG